UAUCACAAUUUUACUACUGAUUAUCAAUGCCUUCAAAUGCACAAACCAAUUUUAGUAUCUUUAAUACUAGUUGAUACUAAAAGUCUCUACUUCCUAAAUAUUAAAAAGUAUCUUUUCUGAAACAUUUUAGAUCUUUCAAUAAUUUUAUAGAUAGUUCAAAAACAACAGUUUAUGUGCAAUUUGAAAAAACCGGGAGAUAUAUAGAGACUAGAGUAAGCAUACGAUUAUAAGGAACCUGCCACGUUGUUAGGAACGCUACUGUUUAAAGACUCGCCCAGGCAAAACGGGUCAUUUUUAUUUUAACCAGCUUUUUUAACACGAUUAUCGGCAGAUACAUGUCUACCUGGUGUACUUUCGCUUUGCAGUGAUUUUCCCGUGGUCUGUAUGGCAUGGCGGAAGCUGUAGUUAAAUCCAAGUUUGGUCAGAGAGAACCCCCACUUACAAAUCAGAUUGUGAGCAUAUUGAAUCGUUAUCCUGAUGGAGGGCAAAUAUUGAAGGAAUUGAUUCAAAAUGCUGAUGACGCUGAAGCAAAGGAGGUUAAAUUUCUAUACGAUGGCAGACAAUUUGGUGUAAAUAAUCUUACUAGUAAACAUCUGAAGGACUUCCAGGGACCUGCGCUUUAUGCAUUUAAUGAUGCAAAAUUCAAAGAGAGCGAUUGGGAUGGGAUACAAAAUCUCAUGAAGAGUAAUAAAAAGGAAGAUAUUCUCAAAGUAGGAAGAUUUGGUAUUGGGUUCAACUCAGUGUAUCACAUCACAGAUCUGCCAGGAAUCGCAAGUGGGAAAAAAAUUGGAUUUUUGGAUCCACAUAAACGAUGUUUUGAAAAGGGGGAACCUGGAGUACAAUAUGAGGUUGAUUCAAAAUUACUGCGACAGGAACAUCUUCUUCGAGAUCAAUUUGAGCCGUUCAAAGGAGUGUUUGGUUUUGAUUUUUGCGAAGAAUAUCCCCAUACUCUCUUUCGCUUUCCAUUGCGAAAAUGUCCGUCUGAACUCUCACAGACAGAGUACACAAAGGAAAAAGUCGAGAAGCUUUUCAAUUCGUUGCGCGAAGAAGCUCCAAUCAUUUUGUUGUUCAUGAAACACAUCCAACACAUCAGCGUUUAUGAACGUUUGGAUGAAAAUGACACGGUCAAAUGUCUCUUCGAAGUUGAGAUUGCUCGUGAAACACGCGAAGUUGUUCAACAGGAAAGGCAGAAGAUGUUUGAAAAAGCUAAACAAGCUCUUAGUCUUACAGUUACGGAGUCAAGCUGUGUCGUUGACAUUUCUUUAUCUUCUAUGAAUGGCUCGGGCCACACGGAUGAGUGUUUUAGAUGGCUUGUAAUCAACCAGAUUGGCUUAGCUGAAAAAGAUGAAAAGGUUGAAGAGCUUUCGAAGACUUUAAGUUUGCUUCCGUGGAUUGGCUGUGCUGUUCCGCUUAACGAGAAUGCCCAAAAGGAAGACAGCGGUCGGAUUUUUUGUUCUUUACCACUUCCUCAUGAUGUCGACUGCAAGACAGGCCUGCCAGUUUUGGUGCAUGGUGCAUUCGGAGUCACAGACAACAGACGGGGACUUCUGUGGCCCGGAAAUGAAUGUCAAAAUAACGAAACUGCCGAGUGGAACGUGCUGUUGGUGAAGAAAAUCCUGUCCUCCGUUUUCCGCAAAGUUUUAAAAGCAAUAAUUACAGAUCAUCCUGCCACUGGUCUGCACGACGUGGAGAGACGUGAUCUUGUCUAUAACACUUUGCCGAAAUUAAGCAAUGUUAUUGGUCACUGGAAGGAUGUACUGGAUCCUCUAUUUCAUGAACUUAAGCAUCUCAACCUCUUUUUUACUCAAUCAUGCGGUCCUUCAUCUUGGGUGACUCUGCAGGAAGGACUUCUUGAUCAAAUGAAAAAGGAUGGCGUGUCUGAUGAGACGAGGGGAAUUGUCCUCAAAACACUGUUACAGAAUCAUUCUAUUAUAACAGAACUUCCUGAGCAUGUGAGCGAGAUUGUUGAAAAAUAUUUCGGUGCUGAGAAACAAGAUAUUACUCCGGAAAUUCUGAGAAAUUUACUCCUGAGAACAAACUCGCUACAGACGGCAUCCCGUAAUGAUAAACUCCGGUUACUGGAAUACGUGUUACAUGAUAACCCACAACCCCAAAUGCUCACAGGAAUCCCUCUUCUUCCUCUGUCAUCUGGAGAAUUCAAAAACUUCACUCACCAUUCAAAUCCUUCACAGUUGGUAUUUGUGCCCAGCGACAACUGUAGCGAAGAUUUACUUCCAAAUAUGCAAAACCAUUUCCUAGACAUGAAUAUUCCUGCAGAAACCCGUAAAAAGCUUGUUGAAAUGGCGGCCUUGGAUGAACCCACUGCAACACAAAUGGUUUUACUCAGCCCAGAUCUUGUCGUGUCAUACUUACGACGCUGUCUUCCCGAAGAAUGGUUCAAUCCCAACCAAAAUUUUGUUUCCUGGAAACAUGAUCAUCCUAAACAUCCACCAAAGAAAUGGAUCACAGAUAUUUGGCAUUGGAUCAAUGAAAUCUUUGAAGAAUCUCUUGAGAAGUUCGAAGGAAUCCCGCUGAUACCGUUUGAAAUCGAAUCGGAGGCUAAACUUGGCGUGCUUUCAAAAACCUCCAAGUUCAUAUUCAGUUCAGAUGCUUCUCAGAAUGUGCAAUUGCCUCAGCAGAUUGUGAAAGUUCUCCAAGCGUCAGGCUGCGUUGUCCUACCCUGUCAACCGACAUCCCCCCACGUGCGUCACCCCGAUAUCUGCUCUUACAUUGCGUCUCCCGUCCCGACGGAAGUGAUCCAGAAGCUCCUCAGCUCUUCGUGGAAUUCUGCCAAAGAGUACAUCGUGAAUUGCCCAAGAAACGAAUGGAAAACGAUCCAAAAUUUUUUUGCAUCGGUGCAGAUGUCGGAGGAUCUUCGUGAAUCGUAUGUUAACGCAUUACGUGAUCUGCCGUUGCUGGAGACACUUGGUGGAAAAUACACAACCGCUGUUGUCGACGGUAGGAACCUUUGGGUUGCUUCGCCAGACUUCAAACUUCCAGAUGGUUUCGACUUUCGCAAAGCGGACCACAUCAUCUCAUCUGCUGAAUCUGAAUCCGCUCAACUGGUUGGUUUGUUAAAAUUAGUUCCUUGCAAGCCUGUAGAUAUUUUUUGCCAUUUUCUGUUCCCGGACAUUGAGACCCAGUCGAUUUACAACCGCGAAGAAACAACUAAGGUCAUGUUAUGGCUUCUGGAAAGAAUCUGCGAUUUUAAGGAUGAUUAUUUCCACGACAAAAUGAAGAACUUAUCGUUUGUAAGCACGCGAAAUGGGGAACUUAGAAAGCCAAGUCAAAUCUAUAACCCAAAUGAUCCUCUUCUAAGGGAUUUGUUCAUUGGUGAUGACUCGAAGUUUCCGUCGAAGGAAUUUAGUGAACCGCGUGUGAUAGGAACGCUGACUGAUUAUGGGCUUCGAACACCAGACAUGAUAACUCCAUCGGAUCUCCCUGGAGCAGUUGAGACGGUCGCAUCUUUAAAAUACGAAGAUUCCUUGAGCAAGGUGAAAGCGUUGAUAGAAGUUUUACAACAGAAUCCAAAGUUCUUACAAAAAUCGAUGUGACAACAAAGCUUGCUGGA
This is a messenger RNA of Dendronephthya gigantea, 3571 nucleotides long. Its product is annotated as sacsin-like. Gene Ontology annotation, molecular function: Hsp70 protein binding. The record is from RefSeq and is a predicted model, not a curated record. The coding region runs from base 390 to 3554 and encodes 1054 amino acids. NCBI's taxonomy places the organism in Eukaryota, Metazoa, Cnidaria, Anthozoa, Malacalcyonacea, Nephtheidae. The transcript has 5 exons.